CGAAUACGUAUAAAGAAAAGUAACGAUAAAAACUGAAAAAGAAAAAGACCAAAGAGGAAAUUAAAAGAAAAAAGAAAAAUCAAAAUACGAAAAACGAAAAAUGUCAGAGGUAGAGGAAGGAGAAGAAGAAGAAAGAUCGAGUGCGGUUACAGGUUCGAGAAGUUUCGAUCUUCCCGAUGAAGUUCUUCAAGUUCUACCGUCCGAUCCAUUCGAGCAGCUAGAUGUGGCCCGCAAAAUCACAUCCAUUGCUCUCUCGACACGUGUCUCUGCUCUCGAAUCAGAGUCGUCCGAUCUCCGGGAGCUUCUCGCCGAGAAGGAGAAAGAAAUCGCCGAGCUCCAAUCUCACGUGGAGUCUCUCGACGCGUCUCUCUCCGAUGCGUUACAGAAGCUUUCCCUCGCCGACGGUGAAAAGGAGAAUCUGCUGGGAGAGAAUGCUUCGUUGUCUAGUACUGUGAAGAGACUCCAGAGAGAUGUCUCAAAGCUUGAGGGAUUCAGGAAGACGCUUAUGAUGUCUCUUCAAGAUGAUGACCAAAAUGCAGGAACAACGCAAAUCAUUGCUAAACCAACACCAAAUGAUGAAGAUUCUCAAUUUCAACCUUCAAGACAUUCAUCAAUCCAAUCUCAAGCUUCUGAAGCUAUUGAAUCAGCUACAACGGACAACGAAAACGAAGCUCCUAAACCGGGUUUAGCAAACAGUCUCCCAUUAGUAUCUCAAACCAAUACUCCUCGGCUUACUCCUCCUGGUUCACCACCAACACUAUCUGCUUCCACUACUCCUAGAACCACCUCGAGACCUCUCUCUCCUCGUCGCCAUUCUGUUUCAUUCUCCACCACAAGAGGCAUGUUUGAUGAUACUAGAUCUUCUAUUUCAAUCUCAGAGCCUGGAUCCCACGCCGGAAGAACUCGUGUUGAUGGAAAAGAGUUCUUCCGACAAGUCAGGAGCCGGUUAUCUUACGAGCAGUUUGGUGCGUUUCUUGGAAAUGUGAAGGAUCUUAACGCUCACAAGCAAACAAGAGAAGAAACGCUUAGGAAAGCUGAAGAUAUAUUUGGAAGUGAUAAUAGAGAUCUCUACGUCGUAUUCGAGGGUUUGAUCACUCGCAACGCUCACUGAGAGUUUGCUUCUUUUAUUACACGUAAAAAAAUUACUUAAGAUUCAAUCUGCAAAAUAUUCAAUUUCUUUGUUUUCUUGGCCGUCAAGUAAGACCAAGUGAGACUGACAAUUUGAUUGUAUCAUACUAUCAUUUAUGUGCUCUUCGUGUAUCUAUCAAUCUCUCACAUCUUCAAUAAAUUACAUCUCAUCAU
Molecule: messenger RNA, 1302 nt
Organism: Eutrema salsugineum
Lineage: Eukaryota; Viridiplantae; Streptophyta; Magnoliopsida; Brassicales; Brassicaceae
Exons: 9
Coding region: 101-1111 (336 amino acids)
Source: RefSeq, a predicted model, not a curated record